Peniophora sp. CBMAI 1063 is the source of this 1809-nucleotide messenger RNA. The record is from the annotation of a GenBank genome assembly. Lineage: Eukaryota; Fungi; Basidiomycota; Agaricomycetes; Russulales; Peniophoraceae.
AUGCCCAUCCUCCCUACGUAUCUAUCGACAUGGCUCUCAAUGUCGCGACCGGACGUGCCGACGACCACACGACCCCCAAACUCCACACUCUCACGCUCACCAUCAUGCCAGAGCGAAACUGAUACUGUAUCCUUGAACGAAAGAGCAAGCUUACCCUCCUCCACCCUAAGUAACCCAAAACCUUCCCCCACAACGCUCUCGCCCGCGCGGAUUUUACUUGCACACAUUGGAGCCGCGCUUACACUCUUCCUAGCCACCACCGAUAGCACGGUGGUAUCGACGGCACUCCCGAGCAUUGUGAAGACAUAUUCUGCCUCACAGGCUCAGUAUACGUGGGUGGGAGUCAGCUACAUGUUGACGCAGACCGCUUGCCAACCUCUCUACGGUAAAUUGUCGGACCUGGCGGGGCGUAAGGUCAGUCCCACAUCAGUGGCGUACGUUCCUCAGGUUGGGUUGACGUACGUAUCCUCGCAGUUUGUCCUAUUCUCUAGUAUAGCAAUCUUCGCCUUCGGUUCAUUGCUUUGCGGGGUGGCGCAGUCUAUUACGUGGCUCAUCAUUGCCCGUGGCAUUUCUGGUGCGGGGGGCGGCGGCAUAGUGUCGUGUGUCUGGAUCAUCACGGCCGAAAUUGUGAGGGAAGAAAAGCGCGCAAAAUGGUCUCAGGCCCUGAGCGUCACCUGGAGUUGUUCGGCCGUCGCAGGACCGCUUCUCGGCGGCCUCUUCAGUGGUUCUCAAUUGCACGCAGUCAGCUGGAGGUGGAUCUUCUUCUUGAAUCUCCCCAUCUGCUUCGUAUCUGUGGUCGUUCUUGCAUUAUCCCUGCGGGGCGUCGAAGUUGGAUUCUCGCAACAUGCGUCCUGGCGCGGUCUUCUGGCUAGGUUUGACUUUGUCGGACUCGUCCUGUUCGUAGCCGGCACGUGCUGCAUCGUGAUAGGCUUCAACUUCGCCGCUUCAUCCGGUUGGACUUCUCCAUCAACGCUCUCACUGAUCAUCGGGGGUCUCGCCCUGCUGUGUUGUGCGGUUGUGUACGAGAGUCGGACAUGUAGGGAUGCCUUAUUCCCUUUGUCUUCUUUCAGAAACCUCAACGUCGGAAUCGUGCUCUGCAUCAACUUUCUCCACAAUUUUGCGUUCACUUCCGCUACUUUCUACCUGGCGCUCAGUUAUCAGAGCCUCAAUGCUAUUCCAGUACUAAACGCCAGUCUCAUGCUUCUCCCGUACUCUCUCGGCUCGUCGUUGGCGUCAAUGCCUGCAGCAUGGUUUAUGAACUCGUGGCAGGCCAAGAAGAAAGAUAUCAGCGGCCAGCGUAUGAUCAUCGUAAUUGGACUGGCCAUUGCGACUCUAGGGUUUGGACUGCUGCAGCUAUUGCAUCACCGGCUCAGCGUCUAUGCCCAAUCCAUCAUUCCACUUGUCGCUGGCAUCGGCCUCGGCAUGCUAUUCCAUGCUCCCUACCAGGUCUUUGCUUGCUCGCUCCCACCACAGGAUCUCGCAGCAGCGACCAGCGCCUUCUUUCUUGUAAGAUUCACCGGUGCGACAGUCGGACUCGCACUCUCUGGCGCUAUCUUCUCUCGCUUCGCCGGUUCUGCGGCCUCGUCUCAAACUGAUAGUUCACCCGCAACGGUCCACGCUAUAGCGCAGGCUCUCAGAUACAUCUGGAUUCUGUGCACGCCUUGCCUUGGCAUUGCAUUACUCCUUUCCUUUUUCCUGCGCAACGUCAACUGUGCCACACAGUGCACUCAGCCAUCAUCAUCGGGGGCGAGUACGAGCGAAAAGAGUACCGAAAAGGAUGAGAUCGUCAUAUCAGGAUCCGUCGCAUAG